Molecule: messenger RNA, 1485 nt
Organism: Aphanomyces astaci
Lineage: Eukaryota; Oomycota; Saprolegniomycetes; Saprolegniales; Verrucalvaceae
Exons: 2
Coding region: 74-1465 (463 amino acids)
Cellular component (GO): endoplasmic reticulum membrane
Molecular function (GO): phosphatidate cytidylyltransferase activity
Source: RefSeq, a predicted model, not a curated record
GGAUUUUAGCCAAUCCUGUGAAUUGUAUUUGUUUGUGAAAAGUGGGAAAAGUCGCUCAAGGAAAUAUCACUCGAUGGCGUCGACAACGACUGGUGCAGCGCGCCAACGCCGUCGCGGUGUCAAGGAGCCCAAUGACGAAGGCACCGUGUCCGAGCCAGAGUACAAUGAACUUCGUCGUCGGUACGACGCAGCAUCCAAGACACCUCCUGCUGCCGCCGAGGACGGGUCCGAGUCCGAGUCGGACACGGCGACGACCGACAAGCCGUUCCGCGAGCCGCGAUGGAACUUCAACGCCAAGGAGAAGAACGUGACGCUGCUAGUGGACGAAGACAAGGCGAAGAAAUGGUCUAGCUUCAAGACGCGGACGCUGUACACGCUGCUCAUGGUCGUGGGGUUCCUCGUGAUUGUGUUUGGGUUCCACCAAGUCGGGUGUUGCGUGCUCGUGUUCUCCCUCCAAGCGACCAUGUACGCCGAGCUGGUAAGUCUCAUGUUCAAGCAGCAAGUCGAAAACGAGAUGCCCAAGUUUCGCCGGCUGUACUACUACUGGUUCUUUGUAUGCGUGUUCUUCGUGUACGGCCGCGCGCUCAUGCCGCACUUUGAAGUCCACGAGUUCGACACGCUGUUUGGGCUGUACUUUCUCGAAAAAGGGUUUGUGAACAAGCAUCACACGGCCAUCUCGUUUGCCCUGUACGUCGGCGGGUUCGUCUCGUUUGUGUUUUCCCUCCGAAAGCGCAAGCAUUACAAGUACCAGUUCUCCCAGUACGCGUACUGCCACGUGGCGCUGUUGAUCAUCGUGGCCCAGUCCACGUUCAUGAUCUCCAACAUGUUUGCCGGUCUCUUCUGGUUCCUUCUCCCGUGCUCGCUCAUCAUCGUGAACGACGUGUUUGCGUACAUUUGCGGCUUCUUCUUUGGCCGGACGCCGCUGAUCCCGAAACUGUCGCCCAAAAAGACAUGGGAAGGGUUCCUCGGCGCGCUCGUCGUUACGAUAUUGUGGUCGUUUGGGUUCUCGCGCUUCAUGCUGCAGUUUGAAAUGAUGAUGUGUCCCCAAGUGGGCUUCCACUUGGGCGACUUCAAAGGAUGUACCCCUACCGACAUUUACACGCCGCAAGUGAUUGCCCAUUUCCCUUUCACCGUGGCGCCGAUCCAGUUUCACAUGGUGUGCUUUGCCGUGUUCGCGUCGAUUGUGGCGCCGUUUGGGGGGUUCUUUGCCUCGGGCUUCAAGCGUGCGUUCAAGAUCAAAGACUUUGGAUCGAGCAUUCCCGGGCACGGGGGCGUCGUGGAUCGCAUGGAUUGUCAAGUCAUCAUGGGCAUGUUCACGUAUGUGUAUUACACGAACUUUAUCCAACGGCCCGAUCGCAUUUCAAGUGCUUUGCGCAUGCUCGAACGGUUAACAACGGACGAACAGCUCGUGGUGUUUCAAAGCCUGCAAAAUGUGCUCACCGAAGCGGGGGUUCUAACAGGAUAAUAUAGAUUGUGUCAAUAGAA